GAGUCGAGAGUAUAUUACUAUAUUAUUUUUUUUUUUCGCGGAUGGUGUUAAUGUCGAAAUAGUAAUUUAAAACGAUAUUUAUUAUUAAUUAAACACAGUUUUUAAGUGAUUUUAUAAAGUUUAUAUAAGGAUAAUUUCUUAUCGAUAUACGAUGGAAGAGAAAGCGAAAAGGAGAUAAAUAUUUUUUCUUGUGUUUUAACAACACUAGAUCGUCUCGUCUUCUGUUCAAAGGUGUAAUCUCAUCAUAAUAUGCUGGAACAAAUUAAAUUUGUAUAAUAUGGGGGAUGAUAACAAGCCAUUUGCAUGUAAUAUUGAUGGUUGUGGAAUGCAUUUUACAAAUGAAGAUCAUUUGACUGUUCACAAAAGAAGACAUCAAAUGCGUUUAAACCUCAAUUCAUCAAAUAUUAGAAAUACUGUGGCUGAUCAGACACCUACUCCUACAAGAUUUAUCAAAAUAGGAGAAGAAUAUGGAUUGUUUCAGGAUUUGUCAAAUGUUAAUCCUUUUGAAGAACAAUUUCGUAAGGCAUCACAGUCUGUGGAGAAAGGACAAAUCUCUAUUAAUGAGGUAAAAAAAUUUUCAAAUGAAGUAUGUUCAAGUGGACAAAAUUUUAUUAUUUUUAAAAUACAGCUACAUUUUUAA
Messenger RNA from Centruroides sculpturatus (bark scorpion), 640 nucleotides. Its product is annotated as cyclic AMP-dependent transcription factor ATF-7-like. Gene Ontology annotation, molecular function: cAMP response element binding; DNA-binding transcription factor activity, RNA polymerase II-specific. Gene Ontology annotation, biological process: regulation of transcription by RNA polymerase II. The coding region runs from base 278 to 640 and encodes 120 amino acids. The transcript is spliced from 5 exons. NCBI's taxonomy places the organism in Eukaryota, Metazoa, Arthropoda, Arachnida, Scorpiones, Buthidae. The record is from RefSeq and is a predicted model, not a curated record.